GAGACACUGAACUCUUCUAAACACUUCUCUGGACUUCAUCUCCUCGGUGAUCUCGGUUUACCUCCAUCACACAAAGAUGUCUUGCUAUCCAGAAUGCGGGGUGGCCCGACCCAGCCCAGUUUCCGGCACCUGCAACGAGCCGUGCGUGAGGCAGUGCCCUGACUCCGAAGUGGUGAUCAGACCCUCACCGAUUGCCGUGACCAUCCCAGGGCCCAUUAUGAGCACCUUCCCUCAGCAGAGUGAAGUGGCAGCUCUAGGAGCCCCUGUGGUGGGAUCUGGCUAUGGUGGCUCAUUUGGUGCAGGAGCACUCUCCGGAUAUGGAGCGGGAGGUUAUGGGGGGCUCUGUGGUUAUGGGGGAGGUUAUGGGGGGCUCUGUGGUUAUGGGGGAGGUUAUGGGGGGCUCUGUGGUUAUGGGGGAGGUUAUGGGGGGCUCUGUGGUUAUGGGGGAGGUUAUGGGGGGCUCUGUGGUUAUGGGGGAGGUUAUGGGGGGCUCUGUGGUUAUGGGGGAGGUUAUGGGGGGCUCUGUGGUUAUGGGGGAGGUUAUGGGGGGCUCUGUGGUUAUGGGGGAGGUUAUGGGGGACUCUGUGGUUAUAGGGGAGGUUACGGUUAUGGAGGAGCAUGUGGCACCGGGGUAUCUUGUCAUCGGUACCUGAGUGCAUGCGGCUCACCAUGUUAGACACAGCAGGAAACUCUAUGGCCAAAGGAAAGACCAGGAAAUGAACAGCAACUGAUAUAUUACAAUAUCGAUUUUAGAAGGGCCAUGCCAGCCUGACUCCAGCUUAUCUCAAUGCGAGCUCUAUCUGCCCAGCCCCUUUCUCUCAUGGACCUAUCUCUAAUGUCUUUCUAGGAACUCUUUCUGCCAAUGCUUUCCCAACCACAUGCUUCUCCUAGGUUAUAUGUGCACUCGGUUUGAAUUAUGCUCACCGUGUUUAACUAGGAAACAGGGGCCUUAGGAAAGGCAGAAGUUGCAUUGAUUAAUUUUUUGGCCAACCUUGCAACUGAAAGAAAGGAAAAAGAGCUUCUCGGAUUAAAUAGCCCAUAUUAAAGCAGUGGGGGAACAUUCUGUCUGUUUUGUAUUAUCGCUUCCAGUAAUUGUGUAAAUUCAAAUAAAAAACUCUGCUGUAUCUGAA
Pelodiscus sinensis (Chinese soft-shelled turtle) is the source of this 1130-nucleotide messenger RNA. NCBI's taxonomy places the organism in Eukaryota, Metazoa, Chordata, Testudines, Trionychidae. The record is from RefSeq and is a predicted model, not a curated record.